AUGAUAGAUGAAACAACAGUACCUUUAGAAUCUUCGACCCAAGCUAUUACAACAAAUACACCGUCUACUGAUCAACCAACAACACUGAUAACAACAGAUAGUACAGAAUCCUCAGUGCCUUCACAUUUUUCAACCCAAGCUGUUACAACAAAUACACCGUCUACUGAGGGUCUAACAACACUGAUUACAACAUACAAUACAGAAUCUUCAACCCAAGCUGUUGCAACAAAUACACCGUCUACUGAUCAACCAACAACACUGAUAACAACAGAUAGUACAGGAUCCUCAAUGUCUUCACAUUUUUCAACCCAAGCUGUUACAACAAAUACACCGUCUACUGAUCAACCAACAACACUGAUAACAACAGAUAAUACAGAAUCCUCAGUGCCUUCAGAAUCUUCAACCCAAGCUGUUACAACAAAUACACCGUCUACUGAUCAACCAACAACACUGAUAACAACAAAUAAUACAGAAUCCUCAGUGCCUUCACAAUCUUCAACCCAAGCUGUUACAACAAAUACACCGUCUACUGAGGGUAUAAUAACACUUAUAACAACAGAUACUAUAGAAUCCACAGUGCCUUCACAAUCUUCAACCCAAGCUGUUACAACAAAUACACCGUCUACUGAUCAACCAACAACACUGAUAACAACAGAUAGUACAGGAUCCUCAAUGUCUUCACAUUUCUCAACCCAAACUGUUACAACAAAUGCACCGUCUACUGAUCAACCAACAACACUGAUAACAACACAUAAUACGGAAUCCACAGUGCCUUCACAAUCUUCAACCCAAGCUGUUACAACAAAUACACCGUCUACUGAUCAACCAACAACACUGAUUACAACAUAUAAUACAGAAUCCUCAGUGCCUUCACAACAUUCAACUCAGGCAGUAACGACAACUAACUUGUUUACUGAUGAACUGACAACACAGAUUGUAACACACUACACAGAAUCCACGACAUCCUUACAACUAUCUACCCGAUCUAAAGCAACAUUAACACAACCUAAUAAUAACACAAUGACAAGUACAUCAACGAAAGAAACAUCGUCAACAUUGAUGGCAAUUUUGACUGGUGACGUCAGCGUGGACUCGAAAACUACAUUAUUGCCUUCCACUACUUCAACAUCAACAUCUGAAAACCUGUCAACACAAUUCAAAGAAAUAAUCAAGGAUUCGAAUGGGAUAAGAGUUCAGAAGGACAUUAUAGCAACUCUUCAGUUUACAGUCCUUCUGUCUUUCAGUCCUACUGUAGUAGAGGAUCUCUUAUAUCAUCUCUCGGGACAUACCGACAGGAUAACGGUUACACCUUUUACUCCUACAAAAACUCCACUUAUUGAUUUGUAA
This is a messenger RNA of Saccostrea cuccullata (small rock oyster), 1347 nucleotides long. RefSeq names its product mucin-2-like. The coding region runs from base 1 to 1347 and encodes 448 amino acids. The record is from RefSeq and is a predicted model, not a curated record. Lineage: Eukaryota; Metazoa; Mollusca; Bivalvia; Ostreida; Ostreidae. The transcript has 2 exons.